Molecule: messenger RNA, 1041 nt
Organism: Monascus purpureus
Lineage: Eukaryota; Fungi; Ascomycota; Eurotiomycetes; Eurotiales; Aspergillaceae
Source: the annotation of a GenBank genome assembly
AUGCCGUCGACGACGACCGUUCUUCCCUCCCCCGUGCAGACGGGCAUCGUCUCGUCCUGCACGGCAUGGUAUCAAGCUACGGAUGGAGACGAUUGCGAUUUGAUCGUGGAUGAAUUCGGCACUUUCGCCAAGUCGGACUUUAUCGCCUGGAACCCGGCCGUGCAGUCGGAUUGCUCUGGUCUUGUCAUUGGCGACUACUACUGCGUGGCUGUUCCCGGGACGCCGGCGACUCGAACCGCAUCUGCGAGCCCUAUGCCGACGCCUUCGACGCCGGCCGGUACUGUCUCUGAUUGUGCAGACUACUGGUUGGUGGGAGAGAAUGAUAACUGCACGACGAUUACAACGGCCAGCGGCAUCUCCCUCGAUGACCUGGUGGCCUGGAACCCUUCGAUUAAGCCGGAUUGCAGUGGUUUGGCUCCCAAUACCUAUAUUUGCGUGGGUGUUCCCAGCAAUGCCAGCACAACCUCCAGCUCCUCUCUCUCUGCCUCUCCCACGGGAACAAUCACUGCUUCAGUCUCAACCACUCCCACGACAACCUCCGCGGCUACCGGAGCGACUCCGUCCCCAGUCCAGACGGACAUGGUCAACGGCUGCAUCCGCUUCUACUACGUCCAGCCCAACAACGACUGCUACGACAUCGCCCUGGACGCCGGAGUCUCGCUAUCGGACUUUUACUCGUGGAAUCCCGCCGUCAAGUCGGAUUGCUCCGGUCUCCAGGCAAGCGUCUUCGUCUGCGUUGGGGUGUCGGGAUACGCAACGACCAUUACUACGGGCACGCCGAUCCCUGCGACUCCCACGCCAACCCAGAGCGGAAUGGCCUCCAAUUGUCGUCGUUUCUAUGAUGUGCAGAGUGGAGAUGGAUGUCCUGAUCUUGCUUCACAGGCGGGUGUUGCUUUGACAGACUUCUACAAUUGGAAUCCCGCCGUCAGCACAGAUUGCUCCGGCCUGCAGGCUUCUGUCUUUGUAUGCAUCGGGACUGCUGGGCCGGUCACAACCAUCACCAGUGGGACUCCGAUAGCUGCAGCUACAGCAACUAGCUAG